Molecule: messenger RNA, 678 nt
Organism: Fomitopsis serialis
Lineage: Eukaryota; Fungi; Basidiomycota; Agaricomycetes; Polyporales; Fomitopsidaceae
Exons: 4
Coding region: 196-570 (124 amino acids)
Source: RefSeq, a predicted model, not a curated record
CUGCUACGGUUUCCACUAGGUUUAAUGUACGACCCUCUCAAGACAACAUCUAGCCCAAGAGAUCGUGAAGUCCUCAAGUGUGAAACAAGGUUCUCUGCGCCGAUUUGCGAGCUCCGUACGGCAGCACAGUACGCCGUGCAGAACAUCGACGUCCAGUGAAGACCUCGUCUCGCGGGGAACGAUCUUGGGUUGUCUAUGCAAUCCUACUGGUGUACUGGCUAUCGAAGCGAUGCCACCCUCUGCAAGUCGCCCUACCCAACGGAGCAUAUGCCACGUCAGCGCGACUGCCAGUGUCAGUCAGCUAGACAUUCCACUCAUAUAAUAAUACAGAGACUGCCUGCCCACCAGCAGGGUCAUGACGAUCAAGAAGAGGUUUGGCGACCGGGCGCAUACGGUGUGUCAAGCGACGCCGUCGAUUUCAUAUUAUCUAGUGUCUCCCACUGGCACUGCCGUGACAUAGGCAUCUGGGAUUCGGAUCAAACACCUCUCGUGUCUUUCAUUUAUGAGCUUUUCGUGACGCCACGCAAGACGGGCGAUUCGGAAGGACGACGAUCUUCAUGCCGAUCUUGAACACACCCGCGGCCUUGCCUCACCCACAGUCGUCGACGAUCCAGGCGCGAUCGUUCUCCGUGACCACACAUCACGAUGGCUACUGAGUGGCACUCUGUCGAACCACGA